CAAUUUUUCUAGAAAUUAAAAUAACAUGUAAUAACAAUGUGUUUUUAAGUAAGAGGCUCGCAAACUUUACUUGGAUGCAGAAGGAAAUGUAGAUUUUGCAAAAAUCUAAGCAAGAUGGGAUGAAUUGAAAUCUGUAAAAGUGAGUUUGGGCAACAAGUAUUUCACUCCAGAAGUGGUUGAAAAAGCAAGGACUCUUCCAUAAUAAGAUCAAUAACGAUUCUUGGAUUUAAUGCUUGCUGGAUUGACAAAUGAUGACAGCUCUGUCGGCAUUUGCGCUACUAGACCAGAGGAUUACGAUUUUUAUGCAUUCUACUUGGAAUAAUUAAUUAGAGACUAUCACCAAAUAUAAGGAGACACUAAACAAUUACAUGAUUGGAAUAUUCCAAUUGAUGAAUAUGUUUUGACUAAAAUCAAUCCAACUUUAGAAAAAGUGUCAAUGAGAGCCAGAGUAGCAAGAAAUGUUAAAGGAUGGAAUCUUCCUCCUUCGAUGGAUAAAGAAGAAAGGAUAAAAUUUGAAAGUAAGAUGGUAGAGGUGUUUGAUUCAUUUGGAAUUCCAGGAAAAUAUUAUAGUUUGACUCCUGGUCAUAAAAAUUAAAUAAGUGAUAAAGAAGCAGAUGAGUUGAGACAUAAACAUUUCUUAUUCAAUGACAUGACAACAGACAAUUAUUUAACUGCUUCUGGAGUCGCUUCUGAUUGGCCUUAUGGCAGAGGAAUUUGGCUGAGUGAAGAUUAAACAAAAAUGAUUUGGGUGGGAGAAGAAGAUUUAUUAAGAAUAAUUUCUAUUGUAUAAGGUAAUGAUUUAGGAAUGGUUGAUAAAUCAUUGCAUGAUUUGUUAACAGGAAUUGAAAAAAGUGGAUUAUAAUUUGCAGAACAUCCAGUGUAUGGUGUAAUAACAACAUGUCCAACAAAUAUGGGAACAGGCAAGAGACAAUCAAUUCUUGGAAAAUUCCCAAAUAUUACCAAGUAAGGAACUGAUGAAAAAAAAUUGAAAGAAAUUGCCAAAUAAUUUGGACUAUAAGCAAGAGGAUGUGGAGGAGAACAUUCCUCAAUGGACAAGGAAGGAACAGCUGAUAUUUCUCCAUCUGCUAGAUUUGGAGUCACAGAAGCUAGUGUUACCAAGAGACUCUACGAGGGCUUGAUUAAAUUAUAUGAGAUUGAAGUAUAAGCAGGAAAAGAAUGAU
Molecule: messenger RNA, 1181 nt
Organism: Paramecium octaurelia
Lineage: Eukaryota; Ciliophora; Oligohymenophorea; Peniculida; Parameciidae
Source: the annotation of a GenBank genome assembly